Messenger RNA from Maudiozyma saulgeensis, 1572 nucleotides. Lineage: Eukaryota; Fungi; Ascomycota; Saccharomycetes; Saccharomycetales; Saccharomycetaceae. The record is from the annotation of a GenBank genome assembly.
AUGAGUAAAGACGAGGUUAAGGACAGAAAGAGAAAGGUUGAAGGUUACGAGGUAGAAGAACACAAGAAGAAGCACCACAAGAAGGAGAAGAAGGAAAAGAAGCACCACAAGAAAGAUAAGAAAGAUAAGAAAAAUAAGAAGGAAAAGAAAUCUGAAGAUGAGGAAUCUAUUGCCGAAGCUGUUACAAAUUCCAAACCAAGUUUAAGUACUACCGGUUACGUUCAAAAUGAAGAAUUGACUAACGUUGCACAAUCUGAAAUCGAUGGUUUCUUAAAAGAAAAUGAAGUUGCUAUUGAAGAUCCAGCUAAAAUGAACUUGCGUCCAUUGUUGUCCUUUUCUCACGUUUCUUUACACAAAGAAAUUCAAGAUGAGAUUGCUAAAUUUCCAAAACCAACUCCAAUUCAAGCUGCUUCUUGGCCAUAUUUGUUAUCCGGUAGAGAUGUCAUCGGUGUUGCAGAAACUGGUUCAGGUAAGACUUUUGCAUUCGGUGUUCCAGCUGUUAAUGCUUUAGUUCAAAACGAUGGUAAAAAGAAACAAUACGACGGUAUUAAGGUUCUUGCUAUCUCUCCAACCAGAGAACUGGCUUCCCAAAUUUAUGACAAUUUAAUCAUUUUAACUGAUAAGGUUGGCUUAGAAUGUUGUUGUGUCUAUGGUGGUGUUCCAAAAGAUGAUCAAAGAAGACAACUGAAGAAGUCUGAUAUCGUAGUAGCCACUCCAGGUAGAUUAUUAGAUUUGUUACAAGAAGGUUCUGUUGACCUAUCGAACGUUAACUAUCUUGUUCUUGAUGAAGCUGAUAGAAUGCUUGAAAAGGGUUUUGAAGAAGAUAUCAAGAGAAUUAUUGGUGAAACUAACUCUAAGAAGAGACAAACUCUUAUGUUCACAGCUACUUGGCCAAAGGAAGUCCGUGAGUUAGCUUCUACUUUCAUGAACCAACCAGUUAAAGUAUCUAUUGGUAAUAGAGACGAAUUGACCGCCAACAAGAGAAUUACCCAAAUCGUUGAAGUUGUUGAUCCACGUUCUAAGGAGAGAAAAUUAUUAGAAUUAUUGAAGAAAUAUCAAUCUGGUCCAAAGAAGAAUGAUAAAGUAUUAAUCUUUGCUCUAUAUAAGAAAGAAGCAGCUCGUGUCGAAAGAAACCUACAAUAUAAUGGUUAUAAUGUAUCUGCCAUUCACGGUGAUUUAACACAACAACAAAGAACCCAAGCUCUGAAUGAAUUCAAGAGUGGGAAAUCUAAUUUGUUACUAGCUACUGAUGUUGCCGCUAGAGGUCUUGAUAUUCCAAACGUUAAGACUGUGAUCAACUUAACAUUCCCAUUGACUGUUGAAGAUUACGUCCAUAGAAUUGGUAGAACCGGGAGAGCUGGCCAAACAGGUACUUCUCAUACUUUGUUUACUGACCAAGAGAAACAUUUGGCUGGUGGUCUAGUUAAUGUUCUAAACGGUGCCAACCAACCAGUUCCUGAAGAUUUGAUCAAAUUCGGUACCCACACCAAGAAGAAAGAACAUGGUGCUUAUGGUGCUUUCUACAAGGAUGUGGAUAUGUCCAAGAAACCAAAGAAAAUUACAUUUGAUUAA